AUGGAAGGAACGUCGUCGCAUUUGAGUUGGGCUCGCGACCUCGAUUAUGUGCUCAAUGAUCGGCCGGCUCUUGACGCGUUUCGAGAAUGGCUCGUCGAAUAUUCAUCAUCAAUUUACCUCGACUUGUAUUUUGCGAUGCGCGCCUACGACAAAAUGGUAGCGAAACGGGAUCCGAAGAGCUUCGAUCUCGCCAAAACCAUUUAUUCCAAGUUUAUCUCAUUGCGAACGGGUAUAUGCGAUGCGAUUCCUUCCAAACUCAGAGCACAGAUUGGUGAUAAUGUGAGAUCAAUGUUUGCCAAUGGCCACGAUGCGGAUCCAAGACUGUUUCAAGCAUGCCAGUCACCUGUCGAAGAUUAUCUAAGAAGGCAGCAUCAACAGUUUGUAUGCUCUGAUGAAUUCAUUGAGGCUUUUAAUAAGGUGGCCAUCACUGAACUUCAAAGCAGUAGUAACAUGAAUACGUUGGAUCGUCGGCGAUCGAAUGCAGCUCGACGGAAUUCGGCUCAAAUGGCGCCGCAGCUCACUGCCGAAGCGUUGCUCAAAUCUCGCCACAAUCGUCAAACGACGCUAGGAACAUUGUAUAGGAAACUCGAAAAGAUGUACCCGCCGACGCGUCAGCCAUACGUUUGCAAUGCAACGACGAGUCACAACGAUUCGGCGGUGUCGUCGUCGUUUUCUGGCGAUACGCCGGCGGCCCAUCGAUCAUCAAGGACUCGUCAUAUGCGCGAUGAGCAACUUCGCGAGAAUCCUCCAACAUUCACAUUACCUCGUGUUGAACAUUCGAAAAAUGAGGGUCAACAAUUUGACCAUUCUUCUGAAUCAGGAAGAAAACAGUUUGUGAUGGCUGUUACGAAGAAAUUGUAUCGAAUAAUCGACAAAAUGUCGAUGAACGAUGAAACUGAGAAGAAAAUCAACGAUAUUGAACAAUGCAAAUAUACGACGAUGGAUAUGGUAAUUGGCAUAAAUGCUGAAGAAAGUAUGGGUAGAAUAGACGAGGAAGAAGAGCUUGAUGAUUAUUUGAAAAAGCUGAAAGAUGAUUCUCAACGAGCUUCUGCAACGAGGUCGCCUCACGUCAACUGUGAUACAUUUUCUCCAACGAGAGAAAGCAAGCAGCAAGCAGCGAAUAAUGAUCGCCUGACGCGAUCAAUGAUUUCCUAUUCCUCAUCAUCGUCGUAUAGUAGGAAUAUGGAUUUUAACAAUAUUUCUUUGGAUACUUUUGCGCCGCCGCCGAUGAAUCAGAGUUUUGGAUACACAAAAGUCAAAGACAGUGGAAGCCAACUGUAUGAUUCAUCUGGAUUCGGCUCAAUGGCUCCGUCGGCAUUCUCGGCGUCGACAGACUCGUCGCGAGACCGCAUCCGUCAUAUUCAGUCGCACAAGUUCCCGAACGCGAUUCGAAGUACACCGCGAAAGCAGAAAACUCGAAGCGACAUGUCGAAUUUGAUCACAAUUUCAUAUAUCGAUAUUGACGGUGUUCCCGUCGUCGCACAUGUUCCGAAUAACGGCGCGAUGACUCUCGGCGAGUUUCGCCGCUAUUUUUUGCUAUCCGAAAGCCAUCAUACGCAGCUUUUCUUCCGAACGGAUUGCGAAGACUCGAGUGCUCGAUAUCAGCUGCUUCUCAUCAAGGAUGAGGAUGCGCUAUUGCCAAUAUUUGAGGGUCGAAUCACCGCCGAAUUGCGAUGA
Molecule: messenger RNA, 1677 nt
Organism: Caenorhabditis bovis
Lineage: Eukaryota; Metazoa; Nematoda; Chromadorea; Rhabditida; Rhabditidae
Source: the annotation of a GenBank genome assembly